Lactuca virosa is the source of this 2374-nucleotide messenger RNA. NCBI's taxonomy places the organism in Eukaryota, Viridiplantae, Streptophyta, Magnoliopsida, Asterales, Asteraceae. The record is from the annotation of a GenBank genome assembly.
UCCUUUUUUACCCUAUUAUUAUUUUUGUUCCGUUACGGUCUCCACCUUUCUUCUUUGGUUAGGGUUUUCUGUAAGCGACGAUCAACCGGAAAGAUUAUGACGAGAACCAAAGAAACCAGAAGAAAGCGGAAACGUCAUGAUUCUCCACCACGCCCCUCGCGUGAUCGGAGCAGCCAAAAGGCCGAUCAUUCACCAUAUUCAGCCUCACACCGUCCCCCGAUAAGUUCGGAGCCGAAUCACCAUCGGAUCAACCAACAAGAACCAACGGGUAAGCGUCCCACUUUCACUUCGUACAUCGACACCCCUAAUUUGCCCGUUAAAGUGAAGUUGCUAUGUGAAAUCAUUGCACAGACGCCGCCACUAGAAGUAGAUAGGGUUUUAGACGAUGCUGGAAUUAGGGUUUCUACAGACAUUGUUGAAGAUGUCCUCAAGUUAUCAUAUGCACACCCAUCCGCCGCCGGUAAGUUUUUCCGGUGGUCGGGAUAUCAGUUGCACGAUAGACAUAGUCCUUACGCUUGGAAUUUAAUCGUCGAUAUGUUAGGAAAGAAUGGGUCAUUCGACGCCAUGUGGAAGGCAAUCGAGUCUAUGCAUAAAGAAGGGUUACUUUCUCUCGCCACAUUCGGCUCUGUUUUUGGUAGUUAUGUCAUAGCUGAUAAGGUGAAAGGAGCCUUCAAGACAUUCUAUGAAAUGGAACACUAUGGCUGUGUACGCGAUAUUGUAGCUUUGAACUCGCUUCUCAGUGCCAUUUGUAGAGAUGGAAAAACCAUAGACGCCAAGGAGUUUUUGCAGGUUGCCAAGGCUGAAAUUAGACCAGAUGCUGAUACAUAUGCGAUCUUGUUAGAGGGAUGGGAGAAUGAACAAGAUGCAGUUAACGCUAGACAAACUUUUGAAGAAAUGGUUGAUGAAAUCGGGUGGGAACCCAACAAUUUCCCUGCGUAUGAUUCUCUUUUAAACACUUUACUCAAGGGUUCUGAUGGGUUAAAAGAGGCUAUGAAGUUCUUUGAAUCUUUAAAGGAUAGAAGGUGCUAUCCAGGUAUGAGAUUUUUCAAAGCUGCAUUAAAUGAGUGUGUGAAAAAGGGCGAUAUGAAGUCUGCUAUUGUGCUAUGGGGUGUAGUAAAGUUGCAAGAAGGUUGCAAACCAGACACUGAAAUGUACAAUUUGAUGAUUUCUGUAUAUUUGAAUCUUGAAGAUGAUGAGCUAGCUGGAAGAAUUUUAGAUGACAUGGUUUUGAAUGGGGUAUUCCCGGAUUCUCAAAGUUAUAAUCUUUUAUUUCAGUUCUUGAUUAACACAAAUAAAGUUCAAGAAUCUGAAUUGGUGUUUACUGAGAUGAUUAAAAACGAAUUUGUCCCAACUCAUGACAAUUGUUGUAUGGCAGUUAGGGUUUUUGUAGAGGGUGGAGACCCUUAUACUGCUAUAAAAGUUUGGAAAUGUGCAGUUGAAAAUUACGAAACUGACCUUGAGGAAACAGGGAAUAUUUUGGUUAGUGGUUUACGUGAUCAUAAUUGGCUUCCUGAAGCAGCAAAGUAUGCAGAAGAUAUUAUUGACAGAGGGAUUAAGUUGACUUCUGCCACAUUGUCAAAGGUAAGGCAAGGUCUUGCAAAAGCUGGAAAAGGACCUGUUUAUGAUGCUCUUUGGAAGAAGUGGAGUCUUCAUCAGAUUGAGAAUCCAAGUACAUCCCAAAAGGCGUGUAGUGAACAGGUGAAUAAUCAUGAGGGUGAGGACAUAAAUUUGGGGAAUAGUGAGCAUGAGAAGAUAAAUUUGGAGAAGAGAAAGUUGGAAGAGGCGAAGAAUGAGAACCCAAAAAGGAGCAAAAAUGCGUGUCAACAAUGUAACAAUUUCCACAAGGGAGAAUGCAAAUUAGGGCAAAAAUCAUGUUACAAGUGUGGGAAGCGUGGUCAUAAAAGUAGUGAUUGCAUGGAAGAAGCGAGAUUAUGUUUUGUGUGUAAUUCACCUAACCAUGUGAAAGCCAAUUGUCCGCAAGAUAAAAAAAAUGGGAAAAACACUGAGACUGUGACUGUGACUGAGUCAAAGGGGUGUGCGAAAUGCAAGCGGGCCCACAAGGGAGAAUGCUUGGUAGGACAAAGGAUGUGUUUCAAGUGUGGGGAGAAGGAUCAUAUUAGUAGGGAUUGCAAAGCAAAAUUAUGUUUUGUUUGCAAAUCCCCUGACCAUGUAAAAGCGGAUUGUCCCCAAGAUGGAAACAAGAACACGGGUAAAUAAAUGAGUGUAAGAUGGUUGCAAACCCGGGACAAAAAAAAAAUGUAUAAAUGUAUGAUUUAUUUGUAAUUUUUAUGUUAGCUAUUAAUUAUUAUGUUGAUGUAGUGGUAAAUAUGUUAGAUGAAAUGUUUUUUUUUAACCAGAAAGAUGAUGUUCACCC